Thunnus maccoyii (southern bluefin tuna) is the source of this 4554-nucleotide messenger RNA. RefSeq names its product protein-arginine deiminase type-2-like. Lineage: Eukaryota; Metazoa; Chordata; Actinopteri; Scombriformes; Scombridae. Gene Ontology annotation, molecular function: protein-arginine deiminase activity; calcium ion binding. The transcript is spliced from 16 exons. The record is from RefSeq and is a predicted model, not a curated record. Gene Ontology annotation, cellular component: cytoplasm. The coding region runs from base 139 to 2148 and encodes 669 amino acids.
UUUAAAAUCUCCAGCCUGCAGCCCUCAUAAUCACCUGUUGCUCUCAGACUAGUCUGUAUGCAAGACUAGUCUUCUUCUCCACUUGUGCUGGUAACGGAUCAGCUGUACGGCGUUUGUACCACUCUGACUGACUGCGCAAUGAUGCACUCCCGGACUCUGAGAGUAGAUUAUGACAAACCUACACAAGUUGUAUGCGUUGUCGGCUACGAACUGAAGGUGAAGCUGCACAGGAGUGCCCCUCCCGGGUCCAAGUUCUUCUCUGUGAAGUGCACUGCCAAUGUUCAGUACAGCAUCAGCCCACCGUCCCAGGAAACAUCCCACCUCUCUCCCAUCCCUCUCAAUGGAAACUCAGUGCUACACAUCAGCAUGAGCCGUGCCAGCCAGUAUGAAAAUGAUAACAAGCUGUCAAUCCGGUACUAUGGGAAGAAUAAAGAUGUUCUGGGGAGAGCAGUCCUGCACCUGACUGCACUUGAGAUCUCUCUGGAUGUGGAUGCGGACAGAGACGGUUUUGUGGAGAAGAACAACCCCAAUAAGGGGUCCUGGAAAUGGGGUCCUAAUGGGCAUGGAGCCAUCGUUUUGGUCAACUGUGACUCAGAGCGGUCCUAUGGAAAGAAGCCAGACACAGAGCAGGACUACAUCUCCAGAGUGUCAGAUCUGAAGGACAUGUCUGUCAUGGUGCUGCGGACCAGAGGCCCUGCCAAGCUCCCAGAGGGCUACAAGCUCACAAUGCACAUCUCUCAGGGAGAUGCAGAGAGUGUCAGAGUCUUCAGGGCCAGAUCCUCUGAAGUGGGGAAUAAUGUCCUGUAUAUGCUACACAACCAAUUUGGGAAAGACUAUCCACUGGUGCUGAGCAGUGACUCCUUGUCCCAGGAAGUGCCUUACCUUGGAGGUGUAGGAGAGAUGAACUUUUAUGUGGAGGGCCUCAGGUUUCCUGACAAAGAUUUCGACGGGCUCAUCAGCAUCAACCUCAGUCUGUUAGAGCCCAUCUUUACAGGACUUCCAGAGACGCCUAUUUUCACAGACAAAGUUAUGUUCAGAGUGGCACCCUGGAUCAUGACACCCAACACCCUCAAGCCUCUAGAGGUGUUUGUCUGCAGAACAUCUGACAACCAUCAAUUCCUGAAAGGAAUGAGAAACCUUGUAGCCAGGAGUGGGUACCAACUUAAGAUUUGCCGCGAAUACAUGAACAGAGGAGAUCGCUGGAUGCAGGACGAGCUGGAGUUUGGUUAUAUCGACGCACCACACCACCGGUUCCCUGUUGUUCUGGAUUCCCCUCGAGAUAGAGGACUCAAGGACUUUCCAUAUAAAGAGCUACUGGGACCCGACUUUGGAUAUGUGACAAGGGUGGCCAAGGAUGUGAGCGGUCUGGACUCAUUCGGUAAUCUGGAGGUCAGUCCUCCCGUCACUGUGAACGGGAAAAACUAUCCCCUGGGCAGAAUUAUCAUUGGAGUGGCCUUUCCUACGGCAACUAAAGGACGGAACAUGACCAAAGUAGUUCAAGACUUCCUGUGGGCCCAGAAGGUUCAGGAGCCCAUUGCCUUAUUUUCUGACUGGCUCGUUGUCGGCCACGUAGAUGAAUUCAUGUCUUUUGUUCCUGCACCUGACAGAAAGGGCUUCCGGCUGCUGCUGGCUAGCCCAGAUGCGGCCUACAAACUAUUCAGAGACUUACAGAACGAUGGUCACGGACAAGCCAAAAUGUUUGAGGGUCGGAGAGAUGAAGAACCAGUCACUUUGGAUGAGAUACUUAGUGAUAGAAGUUUGCAAGCUGAAAAUAACUACGUACAGAGCUGCAUCGACUGGAACAGGGAUGUACUGAAGAGAGAGCUGGGCCUGGAUGAUGAGGACAUCAUUGACCUGCCAAUCCUCUUCAAGUUCGAGGACGAGUACAGAGCAGUGGCUUACUACCCUGACAUGGUGAACAUGAUUGUCUUGGGGAAAAACCUUGGCAUCCCGAAGCCCUUCGGCCCCAAGGUGAAUGGACGCUGUGCCCUGGAGGCUGAGAUGUGCUCACUGAUGGAGGGCUUGGGCCUCACGUGCACAUUCAUUGACGACUUCGCCUCUUACCACAAACUGCUGGGAGAGGUCCAUUGUGGCUCCAAUGUCCGCAGGGAACCGUUUGACUUCAAGUGGUGGAAUCUGGAGAUGUGAAUGAAAACUGUAUGGAGAUUGGUUAGAGAGGCAGAUAGAGGGCUUUAUUUUCAAAAAUUGUAAAUUGUUUUGGAAAACCUAUUUCAUAGGAAUGAUUAUGUUUGAAGAGGGAUUUUUUUGUCAAAGCCUUACAUUACCUCAAUCAUUUUUCAAUAAGUGCCACUUUUUUUCUCCAUAUAAUGUAUGCCUAAUUUCAUACCAAAGUAUUUGCAAUAAGUAACAAUCAACAUUUAUUAAGGAAACAUAACCGCAGUGUUUUGAUAUAUUGUUUGUAUCUUCAUCUUUAUUAAACCUUUUUGUUGGCUUUAUUUACAAAAAAAGGAUGUAAAGCAAUAUUUACAAACAAAUAUUUUGAACAAGGGCUUAAGCAGACAAGAACAGAAAUACAAUCAUUUGAAUUGAGCACAUAGAAGAUUCGCUCCCAAUCUGUUGUGGUUUGGAUCGGCCAUUGGCGUACAGUGCAAGCACAGUUAGAUGAAUGGAACCACAUAGUGAUGUGCAAUAAUAAUACAGAGCCACAAGAGGGCGUAAUCCAUCUACUCAAGCAUUUCCAGCCCAGAGGAAAAUCAUUUGAAAUCAUGUCCUUCAAUUCAUAAUAUUGACUUCAAAAGGCUGUAAUACACAAAUGUGUCAUUAUGAACUAAAAAGUGAACUAAGCCAUUUUCCAGUAGAGUCAAAUGCUGAAUAUUUUAAUUUGUUCUGAGUGAUUUGUAGCUAUAUGUAUACAUUAACAGGCUGUGUUUUGCAUUUGUUUCCAGUGUCUUCAAAUCUGUUGUAAUUUCACAUACUGUAAAUGCUAUCAUUAAUUCACUUUAGACAAUAAAUAUCAUGUCUGCUUCACUCUCAUCACUGAAAUAACAAAAAAAAAAUCCUUGUGUCAGUUCUUUCCUUCAUAACAAACUGAAGAUAGGGAAAAGCCUCUCCACUCAGGAAAGGUGAGCUGUUUCAGACUCAGGUUUACUGUGGUCAGCAGUCAACACAUUAUCACCAUUCGCUGCAGCAGAUAUGUACAAAUAAAUACAUGUCUACCUUGUUUUACAUUCAAGCCAGCUGGCAACGCAAAGCCUUUAAAUAUGACCCUCCUUCACAGCAGCUCAUGUGACACAAUCAUGAUAAAGGCAACUUCAAGACGAGUCACAGUGUAAUUCAUAUUCAGCGACAAAUCAGGUUUUUCAAAAGGUCACCAUUUCGGUAUAACUCUGAAAAUGUAGUGCUUAGGUCACAUAUGUAUAUUACACUUUACAAAUGAAGUAGGAAACUGGUUUUUGGCUCUCUAUCAGCAAUGUGCACUGCAUCUGGAGAUGUUGGCUGGUUUUCAAUAAAACACAAAUCACAGGGACAACACUUCUAUGUCAAGCAUGGCACCAGUGUACAGAGGAGAGUUUUUUUUGCAAGCAGAUUUACACCAUGCACAGUAUCGUUGUAUACACACCUGUACACAGACAUCAAAUCAACAAGUGGUGCGUGACAAAGAGCAUUUUGGAGACAAACUUCUAAACAGCAGUACCUUGAAUUGUGGAUUGAGGAUGCAUGUUGCUGGUUGGGGCAUUACAGUAAUUCUGCUUUUUACUAUAACCAUAUAGCAUCAACAGUUAUGUUAAAAUAUGUAUUUUUUAUCUACAGAUUUACUGUUGUACAAUUAGAAUUUGAAUUUAAAAAUUGCAGAUACAUUUUUUGUAGUAUAUUUCAUCCCUCACUCACCUAAGAAGAAGGUGAUUGAUGCUAUUACAGCCACCAACAACCGCAUCAAAGAAAUGCCCUCCAUCAAAAACGUGACAAAUGUACGGAAGCUGUCGUAAAACACGACAAAUAUCCACUGCAGAAUACUCAGAAGAAUAGAUCAUUAAUUAAACACAAAAACAUGGCCCGACAGACAGCCACACAAACACACACUCAGCACAUCAAAGUUGGACCCAUGUACAAUAUCACAGUGGGAUGUGAGGUUGACAUUAAAAAAUAAACCAUUUUCCUUUCUAGUACAACUCUCCUCUCUGCAGACCCACUGUUUCACAAGCUAAAUGGUUUGAUUGGUUUCUUUCAUCGUGCUUUCAGUCACAAGAUUAAACCUUCAUUCAAAUCCUGAUCUUUAAAAGAGGGCAAACAAGGUUUUGGAGCUUACUGGCCUGAAGAAUGAGCAGGCGGGCAGAGUUAUUCUGUUAAACCAGCUGACAGAUGACAGUCAGUAGUGAUGCUGCGUGGGUGCGGAGGUCUCUUUUCCUUUGCCUUGAGCUUUCAAGAAGGGUGCCAGAUGGAGCUGGAAUGGAGGCUAUAGGUACAUGUCCAUGGAGCGAGGUGUCUGUCAUGACAGGCAGCAGAUCCAUGCCAAACAUACAAAGGAAGAUCAGUCAGUCUCUUCAUCUGGCUUCUAACUCCUGCUCCUGUUCUGCGUCUGUGUUUGAGUUCACA